AUGGAGAAUUCUAAGCUGGACUUGGCUAACGGCCAUGCUUUGGGCAUUCUAAAUCCAUUGUCGAACGGUGGCGACGCGCUUGGUUGCAACAUCAAUGGUAUGAUCCCGACGCUGAUUCCGCAGCAGGCGCUGAUCAGCGGUUUUCGAAAGGACUGUAUUCGUCUUCGUGGCCUGCCGUAUGAGGCACAGGUGCAUCAUAUACUCGAUUUCUUGGGCACUUUUGCCAAGAACAUCGUUUUCCAAGGGGUGCACAUGGUGUACAAUGCGCAGGGCCAUCCAAGUGGUGAGGCGUUCAUCCAAAUGGACAGUGAAGCAGCAGCGAACGCAGCCGCUAAAGAACAGCAUAACAAAUAUUUGCAAAUAGGCAAGAAGCAUCGCUACAUCGAAGUUUUUCAAUGCUCCGCCGACGAAAUGAACCUUUUCUUGACCAGUCCGGCACCGCUGGCUCCAAGCUUGCUUCCUUCGACGAUUGCGGCGCUGAGUGCAGCUCAGAAUCGGCUUUCGACUGCUGGCCUGGCAGGAUUGCUACCUUCGUCACCGGGCGCCAUUCUUUACUGGCCAUAUCCAACGCCUCCCGUUUCUCCAACAAAUUAUUUUGCCUCCGCAGCAACGAAUUUUCAUGCCGCUGUCAUUCUGAUGCGCGGCUUGACCUACGGCACGACAGUUGCGGAAAUUGUGAGCUUUUUCCGAGACUUUUCUGAGAUCACCUCAGAUGUUGUUCAGAUUCAACGGAAUGCCAACGGUCAACCGACUGGCGAUGCUCUUGUUUUGUUUUCUUGCCGCAGCGAAGCGGAGAGGGCAGUGUUGGAGAAGAACCAUCAUUUGCUCGGAAACAGGCCGGUGGAGCUUUACUUGUGUGGAAUUUAA
Molecule: messenger RNA, 867 nt
Organism: Soboliphyme baturini
Lineage: Eukaryota; Metazoa; Nematoda; Enoplea; Dioctophymatida; Soboliphymatidae
Source: the annotation of a GenBank genome assembly